Molecule: messenger RNA, 486 nt
Organism: Caenorhabditis elegans
Lineage: Eukaryota; Metazoa; Nematoda; Chromadorea; Rhabditida; Rhabditidae
Gene: vha-3
Product: V-type proton ATPase 16 kDa proteolipid subunit 2/3
Exons: 1
Coding region: 1-486 (161 amino acids)
Source: RefSeq, marked reviewed
AUGUCGUACGACUUGGAAACCGCCGAAAGAGCCGCCUAUGCUCCAUUCUUCGGCUACAUGGGAGCCGCUUCAGCCCAAAUCUUCACCGUCCUCGGAGCCGCCUACGGAACCGCCAAAUCUGCCGUCGGAAUCUGUUCAAUGGGUGUCAUGCGCCCGGAGCUUAUCAUGAAGUCUGUGAUUCCGGUUAUUAUGGCCGGUAUCAUCGGUAUCUACGGUCUCGUCGUCGCGAUGGUCUUGAAGGGAAAAGUGACGUCGGCAAGUGCUGGUUACGAUUUGAAUAAGGGAUUCGCUCACUUGGCCGCCGGACUUACGUGCGGACUUUGUGGAUUGGGAGCCGGAUAUGCUAUCGGAAUUGUUGGAGACGCCGGAGUCCGUGGAACAGCUCAACAGCCACGUCUUUUCGUCGGAAUGAUCCUUAUCCUUAUCUUCUCUGAAGUCUUGGGACUCUACGGAAUGAUCGUCGCCCUCAUCCUUGGAACUUCUUAA